Messenger RNA from Trichogramma pretiosum, 823 nucleotides. Its product is annotated as peptidyl-prolyl cis-trans isomerase H. Gene Ontology annotation, cellular component: intracellular membrane-bounded organelle. Lineage: Eukaryota; Metazoa; Arthropoda; Insecta; Hymenoptera; Trichogrammatidae. Gene Ontology annotation, molecular function: peptidyl-prolyl cis-trans isomerase activity. The coding region runs from base 159 to 710 and encodes 183 amino acids. The record is from RefSeq and is a predicted model, not a curated record. The transcript has a single exon. Gene Ontology annotation, biological process: protein peptidyl-prolyl isomerization.
UCCGGUCUCAGCCUUCCAGUAUCACACCAGAGGAUUUAGGUUAUGUUAAAUAAUUUAAACAUCUCAAUCUGAACUUCAAGGUUUAAUUGUGUACAAAUCGUAUUUCGAUACUAUAUCGUAAUCGAUAAUAUCACUUGUAUUUUUUAACAUUCACUAAAAUGCCAUCUUGGAGUCAAAUUCAAUCGCAACUUCGCAAUCCGAACAAUCCUGUCGUUUUUUUCGACAUCUCUGUAGGUUCAACCGAAAUUGGUCGAAUUAUUUUUGAACUUUUUGAAGAUGUGUGCCCAAAAACAUCGGAGAACUUUCGCCAAUUUUGCACAGGAGAGCAUAGAAAAGAUGGUGUUGCUAUUGGUUACAAAGGUGCUACUUUUCAUAGAGUAAUCAAGGAUUUCAUGAUCCAGAGUGGAGAUUUUGUGAAUGGAGAUGGAACAGGAAUGACAAGUAUUUAUGGUGGUACAUUUGCCGAUGAAAAUUUUACAUUGAAGCAUGAUUCAGUUGGAUUACUUUCAAUGGCCAAUAGUGGAAAAGAUACAAAUGGAUGUCAAUUCUUCAUUACUUGUGCUAAAUGUAAUUUUCUUGAUGGAAAGCAUGUUGUGUUUGGAAAGGUUAUUGAUGGACUGUUAGUGAUAAGGAAAAUUGAAAAUGUCCCUACGGGUCCAAAUAAUAAACCCAAAAUGCCAGUUACUAUUUCUCAGUGUGGACAAAUGUAAUUUACUUGUAAACGAAAAAAGAUAUUCUUGAUAUACCUUAAAUGUGAUAGUGUUAUAUUUUUGAUAUCACAAAAAGUUUUAUUAAAAAUAUCAAAAUGUACAGAAUGUAUAAU